Molecule: messenger RNA, 453 nt
Organism: Dreissena polymorpha
Lineage: Eukaryota; Metazoa; Mollusca; Bivalvia; Myida; Dreissenidae
Product: putative eggshell protein
Exons: 4
Coding region: 1-453 (150 amino acids)
Source: RefSeq, a predicted model, not a curated record
AUGAUAACAGUGGGGCUCAUGCACACAUUGUUAAACAAGGCUGACAGGUAUGAUAACAGGUAUGACAGGUAUGACAGGUAUGACAGGUAUGACAGGUAUGACAGGUAUGACAGGUAUGACAGGUAUGACAGGUAUGACAGGUAUGACAGGUAUGACAGGUAUGACAGGUAUGAUAACAGUAUGACAGGUAUGACAGGUAUGACAGGUAUGAUAACAGUGAGGCACAUGCACACAUUGUUAAACAAGGCUGACAGGUAUGAUAACAGGUAUGACAGGUAUGACAGGUAUGACAGGUAUGACAGGUAUGACAGGUAUGACAGGUAUGACAGGUAUGACAGGUAUGACAGGUAUGACAGGUAUGACAGGUAUGACAGGUAUGAUAACAGUGGGGCACAUGCACACAUUGUUAAACAAGGCUGCGGUCUUCAAAAACUUGAAAACCCUAUUUUUUGA